ACCUUUGUUAUUAAACCCGGUUCACAACCAUCCUUGGUCUGCUCGGCACAAUGAUGGUAACAAGCUCAAGGAACACGAUGGGGAUCUUUGGAGCACCAACCAAUAAUGUACCUGAGGGAGUGCUUCCGUCUGUAAAGUCCCCCAGAAAAGGUCGCCGUCUGAAAAAACGUCUGGAAGUUUCCGAGACAAAUUCGGAGUCACAUCAAGAAAUCACUUCUUCUAGUCAUUAUAGAACUUUCGAAAAUGACCUUAUUCCUGGCCAGAGUCUUUCACCACAAACCUCCAGUCUUUGCACACAAACUCACUUUUCAAGCAUUCGCUGCCAAGCAUUUUACUACGCUAUUCAGGAAAAAUUAUUCUCUUCUUUGUCUCAAGAAAAAUUACUUUAUAUUGGUAAUGAGCAUUUGCUAGCUGUGAACUCAGAUUUGGAUGAUAAAGUUGACGCAGCAUUGAGAGCAGAAACUUUGUUCAAAUUGUGGUCCUUACAUAGCGCCUAUUAUUCGCUUUCCUCCAUCAUAUUCUGCAAGGCAGUGUGUUUAAUGGAUUUGCUGGUUGCCAGAGUCAAAGUUAAACCAAAGUACGCAAUGUGCGUGGCCGCUGCAUGCUACUACAUCACUUCCAAGUUCGAGAGAUCAUCCGAACACGUUUCACCCACACCCGAAAGCCUUGUAACGCUAUCACGAUGUGGCGGCACAGCUGCUGAUCUGACGCGAAUGGUGGAAAUUAUCCUUACAAAGUUGGGGCCUUCCAGCGUUGCUGCUAUCGGUGCAUGCUCGGCUACAGCCAUUGAUUUCCUGUCCAUUUUCUCCUCGUUCGGCAUCCCGUUUGCGUCUUAUCAAAAUGAAUCUAGAAAUCAAAACUCUUGGUUGCCUGUCCCUAUUUCUAUUUGUCGUCAGAUCGAAAUAGCUCUAGUCUCCUCAGAGGUAUCGUGCUUUCGUCCUUCGUGCCUAGCACUGGCCUUGCUCAAUCAUCUUUGUUUUAAUUCAGCUGUGGGGUCACUGGGUUCAGCUGACGAUUGGUUGCAGUUCCAUACGUCUGACCUCUAUAACUUGUCACUUAUAUGUAACGUAAGUAACUUUAACGCCUAAUUUAUAUUUGUUAAACAAAUUUCACUUCAUAAAUUCCCUUCUCAUCACUUAGAAAUGACAUCUUGUUUGACCAAUGCAUUUUUUAAUGGGCAAUAAGCACAUUCAUAAUAAUUCUUGAUUUUGGUGGAAAUAUUACUCAUAUAUGUUUAGUGAUCUCUCUGACUACGGAUAUAUAUUAUUUCCUGGCUGAUCCUAACAGUCUACAACUUCUGGUUUGUUUUUGACCCUACAAGUUUUUGGGUUUUGGAAACAUCACAUUAAACAAGUUCUAAUGGUUGAUAAUAACAUAACUUAUCGUAAUCUACUGAAAUAUGCUGCCAUUAAAAAAACUAAGUGCCCUCAUCGGCAAUCCCACAUUUAUUUUGAGGUCUGCUGGUCAAAUGACCUUAUCAAACACAAUUACAGUUGAUUACGGGAUAGCUGUUAAAAAUUUCUUGGACUGAUGUUGUUGCAUGUUCUUCCACAUUGAAGGAAGCACUUACCAAAACAUCGGGAUCCUACACAGUUCAGGAUUAUCCUUCAUCCCGUCUAUUAGGCAGCUCCCCACCACUUGUGUGGACUUUAUCAAGGCGCACACAACGCAGCAUUUCUACAUCUUCUCCUCCAGCUCUUUCAACUAUCACAGAGGUAGAUGAGGAGCGGGUUCUUUUAAAUGAUAUUUUUUCGAACAUGGAUUUGGGUUUAUAAAACUUUGACGAGGCAUAUUCAAAUUUUAACGUUGUAUCAUCAUUUUAUUCAACUAUCCUCCCAUCCUAUUAUUUUUCAGCUUUUAUAAUCCUAAUAUAAAUUUUGAUCAUUAAACCAAUCUGUGAUUGGGAAAUCCAAGGAAAAAAAAUCUUUUUAAACUUACUGUGAG
Molecule: messenger RNA, 1944 nt
Organism: Schistosoma mattheei
Lineage: Eukaryota; Metazoa; Platyhelminthes; Trematoda; Strigeidida; Schistosomatidae
Source: the annotation of a GenBank genome assembly